Messenger RNA from Thermothielavioides terrestris NRRL 8126, 1730 nucleotides. RefSeq lists its product as uncharacterized. The coding region runs from base 371 to 1582 and encodes 403 amino acids. The transcript has a single exon. Lineage: Eukaryota; Fungi; Ascomycota; Sordariomycetes; Sordariales; Chaetomiaceae. The record is from RefSeq and is a predicted model, not a curated record.
ACUUCCGUGUCAGGCUGGCGGCGGAAAGUGGCAUACGAACUUGGUAUCAAAAGGUCUUGAUGUUGAAUUCGAGCGCUGCAGACAAAAUCAAGCGGCAGACAUUUGAUAAUCCAUGCUGCCACAUCAGAGUCUCGCUGACCUAUGGCGCUCGAGCGCGCAAUCGCAACAGGUGACGACGGCUGGGGGCGAUGGAGCCCUCCAAAGCGAGCGACGUCGAAACUACGCAAUGCGGCCGACGGCAGCUCGAGAGAAAACACACCUCAAGACACCAACAUCCCUAAACUCGGUCGAAGCAGCCGGUCCCUGUCCUGAAGGUUCGAUCAAGCAAUUCUUGUUUGUUUGUUUUCCAUCCCUACCUAAGACCGGACAAAUGCCAGCGUCUUCCUCGCCACACAUCUCGGCCCCCGACCUGGGGAUUCCGCCGUCUGCCUCCACCGUUGACCUCUCCAUCAUCAACACAACCGGUACGAUUCGAGGGGUCUCGGCGGACUUGUUCCUCUCACCACCAGUCAAAGGCUACGACUGGCUGGCUGUUCCCGUUGUCUCCUUUCUGAUCCAGCAUCCUCGCCUGAACAGGUCGCUGCUUUUCGACCUGGGCAUCCGAAAGGACUGGGAGAAUCUCAGCCCGCCCCUUCUGACUCGAAUCAAAAGCCUAGGAUGGACUUUGAGUGUCGACAGGGAUGUGCACGAGAUCCUGCAGGAGGCCGGGGUCGACCCCGGCAACAUUGAGGCGAUUGUCUGGAGUCAUCACCACUUUGACCACGCCGGGGACCCGAGCAUGUUUCCCCCCAGCACCGCACUUAUCGUCGGCCCCGGAUUCCAGAGCAUGUUGCCAGGGUACCCCACAGAUCCCACAUCGACUAUCCUGGAAAGCAGCUUGGCCAACCGACGACUGAUCGAGCUGGACUUUGAGUCGGGCCGGGCCGGAACCGACACGUAUGCGCCCCUCAGCAUUGGCGGCUUCCGGGCCCUGGACUACUUCGGCGACGGCUCCUUCUAUCUGCUCCACACGCCGGGCCAUACGGUCGGCCACAUCAGCGGCCUGGCCCGCGUCACGUCGGAGCCUGCCUCGUUCGUCCUCCUCGCCGGCGACGCCAUCCACCACCCGGGAGAGAUUCGUCCGAGCAGGUACCUUCCCGUUCCGAGCGACAUCAUCCCGGAUCCGUUCGCGCCGGACCCCCGCCCUUUGGCCUCGCACUACGGCUGCGCCGCCGCCGUGUUUGACUCCCUGUUCGCGGCACGGGGCAGGUCCGCGGGCGAUCCGAUCUUCGACCCGGCGCGGGCGAAGCACGGGGAGGAGGCCUUCCACGACGACGUUGACGAGCUGCGACGCACGGCAGCCAAGCUGCAGGCGAUGGACGCGCACGACAACGUGCUCAUAGCGGCCGCCCACGACGAGGCCUUGCUGGACCACAUGGACUUCUUCCCCGACGGGAAGCUGAACGGCUUUGUCCACCACGCCUGGGUGAGGCGGGUUCGGUGGCGGUUCCUGAAGGACUUCGCUGCGGCGGUUGGGAAGCAAGAUCAUGAGAUGGUAAGAAGGACAUGGGGCCCCCAGACCAUCCCAGGGAAGGCAAAGUAGUUCGGUGCUCGGCUGUGUGUGCCAUGGAGGCCGGGGGAUCAGGUUCGGGUAGCAUUUAAAAAAAGGGGCGACGGCGGUUGUAGACGGCCCCUCUUACAGACGGUCCCUCAUACUUAUUCAGAUCUUUAGAGUCUGUUACUGGGCCUCA